UUUGCUCACAGCCUUGUCGGGCGGAUCUUCUCGGGACUCGUUCAGCCGCAGUCGGGACGCCUCUCUCGGCAUGGCCUCCGUCGUGUGCCGGGUCCAGUUCCUGGAGGACUCGGAUCCGUUCAUCUGCACUAACUUCCCGGAGCCCCGCAGACCUCCGACGGUCCGCGUGGAGCAGAACCUGCCGCUCAGCGAGCAGAUCUCCGGGAUCCACAAGCUGCUGGAGGCGCCUCUGAAGUUGGAGGACUGCACCCUUCAGUUGUCUUCUCAUGGAAACUAUCUGGACCUGGACUCGUCUCUGGAGGAGCAGAGGGACGAGCUGGAGGGCUUCUAUGAAGACGUAACGAAGGGGAAGAAGCCCAUCCUGAUCCUGAGGACUCAGCUCUCUGUUCGGGUUCACUCCAUCCUGGAGAAGCUGUAUAACUCUCAGGGUCCAGAACUCCGACGGUCCCUGUUCUCCCUCAAACAGCUGUUCCAGGAUGAUAAAGACCUGGUUCCAGAGUUCGUGGCCUCUGAAGGCUUGACCUGCUUCAUUAAAGUCGGAGCGGAGGCCGACCACAACUACCAGAACUACAUCCUGAGAGCUCUCAGUCAGAUCAUGCUGUUCGUAGACGGUAUGAACGGAGUGAUAAACCACAAUGAGACGGUCCAGUGGCUCUACACUCUGACAGGAAGUCUGUCUCGUCUGGUGGUGAAGACGUCUCUGAAGCUGCUCAUCGUGUUCGUAGAAUAUUCCGAGUCCAACAGUCCUCGACUCAUCAACGCCGUCAACACGGUGGACGGAGAGAGAGGUGUGAAGUCGUGGAGUUAUUUGAUGGAGGUGCUGGAGGAGAGAAACGGCUCCGACACAGAGCUCCUCAUGUUCACCAUGACGCUCAUCAACAAGACUCUAGCGGUUCUUCCUGAUCAGGACUCGUUCUACGAUGUGACCGACAGUCUGGAACAGUUGGGGAUGGAGAACGUCAUCCACAAACACAUGAGCAACAAGGGGACCGAGCCAGACCUCCGGGCUCAGUUCACCACCUACGAAGCUGCUCUGAGGUACGAGGACGGUGAUGUGGAGGACUCCUCCCUUCACCUCCGUAAGGAGAGAAGAAAGACGGCCGCCGGCGAGCAAGAGGGACGGAAGAGCCGCCGCGUGUCCAGUCAAAACCUCCCGGACCUCCUGUCCUCCUCCGCUGGCUCCUCCCCCUCCGCCUCCCCCACUCCCCCCACCUUCCUCUCCCCCUCCACCGCCAACAACCCCCUCUCCCCCACCAUCUCCUCCGCCUCCUCCUCCAGCCCAACGGGGGGGUUGGGCAGCAGGGCCUCGUCCCCGCUGUCCUCCGACCCCAGCAGCCCCACCUCCAGUCCGUCCGGAUCCCAGAGAGGGUCUCCGCUGCCCCACCACACGCCCCCCAACGGUACCGUGACCGCAGAGGUGGAGUCCAAGUCACCGACCAGCGCGAGUCGCUCCUUCCUCAGCCACCACAUGUCCUCUCUGGGUCUGAGCAGGAGGUCCAGGCUCUUCUCCAAAACCAGCUCCAUCUCUGAGGAGCCUUCAGCCUCCUGCAGCUCCUCCUCCUCAGCCUCUCACCAGGAGAACUCGUCCCAGUUGAACCAGGAGCAGCUCGGCAACAAGACGGAGACUAAAACCAGUUUAAACUCAGAUGACUGUUCUGUAAAUCCAGACAAGCCGGUUCUGAGAAAGUUUCAAGACACCUUCCUGCGCAGCCUGGCAGCCACUCAGUGGGAGAAGAAGAGAAGAAGUAAAAACCUCAGCCAGUCCAAGCUGUCCUCCUUUGAUGACACCAUAAACCCGAGCCUGAAGCCUGCAGAGGAGGGCGGCAGUGUCCCGAGUGAAGAGUGGCCUCGUCGGAGCUCCACCUCCAGCAGUUUGGACUCUAACAGACACUCAGACUCCCAGAAUGACCCAGCUUCGGAGUUUGAUCGGCAGAGCAGCACUCUGACCGCUGCUGCUCCCAACACCAACAAAGAAGAAGGCCACUUCCUGCCCGGUGGAGAUGUGGGCGGUCGUGGUCGUGUGUUGGAGCGUCUGUCCAGCUUCACAGCGCGCUCAGUAGAGCCGUCCAGCCCCAGCGAGAGCAGAGCGUCACGCAGGGCGGAGCUAGAGGGGCUGGAAGGCUCCGCCCAGGCGGCGCUGGCCCGCCUCGCUGAGGAGCAACAGACCCGUCAGCUCCGUCCACAGAGCAGCGUGGACGUUGAGGGCCCCGCUCGCCGUCUGGAGACGACCCCGAUGACCCCUCUGGGCCCCGGGGGCCCCCCCGACGCCUGGGACCAGCUGCAGCUGAGCGCCGCCGCCCUGCGAAUCAAAGACCUGGACUUCUCCGACCUGCUGGACGAGGAGGACAUCGAUGUCCUGGACAUGGACACCUUUGACUCCUCCUCCUCUUCCUCCUGCUUCUCUGGCGUCCCACCUCCUCCUCCUCUUCCAUCUCUGGGACCCGGUGUUCCUCCUCCCCCUCCUCUUCCUCCCGGUGUUCCUCCUCCUCCUCCUCUUCCUCCCGGUGUUCCUCCUCCCCCUCCUCUUCCUCCCGGUGCUCCUCCUCCUCCUCCUCUUCCUCCCGGUGCUCCUCCUCCCCCCUUCCUCCCGGUGCCCUCUCGGAAGAAGAAGACGGUGAAGUUGUUCUGGCGGGAGCUGAAGCAGGCUGACGGGCCGGCCCGGUGCCGGUUCGGUCGGGGGACGGUGUGGGCGUCUCUGGACAAAGUGUCCGUGGACACGACGCGACUCGAACACCUGUUUGAGUCCAAAGCCAAGGAACUGACCGUCGCCAAGAAAGGACCUGAGACAAAGAGGUCUGAGAUUCAGGUUCUGGACCCGAAGAGGAGCAACUCCAUCAACAUCGGUAUGACUGUCCUACCGGCCGUCCACGUCAUCAAGGCCGCCAUCCUCAACUUUGACGAGUUCGCCAUCAGCAAGGAGGGGAUAGAGAAGAUCCUGACCAUGACCCCCACAGAGGAGGAGAAGCAGAAGAUCCAGGAUGCUCAGCUGGCCAAUCCUGAGGUCCCUCUGGGGACGGCGGAGCAGUUCCUGCUGAGCCUGGCCUCCAUCAGCGCCCUGACCGCCCGCCUGCAGCUCUGGGCCUUCAAGCUCAACUACGAGGCUCUGGAGAAGGAGAUCGCUGAGCCUCUGUUUGACCUGAAGCUGGGCAUGGAGCAGCUGUCCUCCAACCAGACCUUCAGGAGGAUCCUCGCCACGCUGCUCGCCAUCGGGAACUUCCUCAACAGCUCCAAUGCUAAAGGCUUCGAGCUGGGUUACCUGGAGAAGGUGGUGGAGGUGAAGGACACCGUCCACCGUCAGACUCUACUGCAUCACACCUGCAGCCUGCUGCUGGAGAAUUACCCAGAAUCCUCUGACAUCUACUCUGAGAUCCCCGCCAUCACCCGCUCCGCCAAAGUGGACUUUGAGCUGCUGUCAGAGAACCUGGUGCAGCUGGAGAGACGCUGCAAAGCAUCAUGGGACAACCUGAAGGUGGUGACCAAACAUGAGAUGAAGGCGGUUCUGAAGAACAAGCUGACGGACUUCCUGAAGGACUGCACGCAGAGGAUCAUCAUCCUCAAGGUGGUCCACCGCAGGGUCACCAACAGGUUCCACUCCUUCCUGCUGUUCCUGGGUCAGCCCUCCUCCUCCGUCAGAGACAUCAGAGUGACUUGUUUCUGUCGUAUCAUCAGUGAGUUCUCUCUGGAGUACCGGACCACCAGAGAACGGGUUCUGACCCUGAAACAGAAACGAGCCGCACACAGAGAGAGAACCAAGACCCGCGGCAAGAUGAUCACCGAGACGGAGAAGUUUUCAGGGGCGGUGCCUGAGGACGAUGGCUCCUCCCCCGUCUCCAUGGCAGCGGAGGCGGAGCCGGGUCAGGAGGAGCACCAGAACAUGAAGAACCUUCUGAACAGCAGCGACAGUCUGACGGUGGACCAGAGAGGCCUGAGACGCUCCAGAGCGGUCCGCAGUCUCGGCAGAGUGAGUCCGUCCCAGAUGUCUGGAGCCAAAGAAGACGGGACCGUCUCCCAGGACGACGCCACGGACGAGAUCAUGGACCGGCUGGUGAAGUCCGUGACCCAGAACCCCUCCGACAGACCGUCCAGCCCCAAGACCCGCAAACGGUCCCGCCUGAACCGGAAGUCAUUGAGGAGGACUCUGAAGAGCGGGCUCAGUCUAGACGUGGUUCAGGCUCUGGGACUCAACAGCCAGUCUGCAGACCGGGUCUGAUCAGAGACCUGAGGACUGAUCCCAGACCAGCUGAGAUGACAUCAUGACUUUAUUAAUAUUAAUGUGGACAGAUUUCUCAGAUGAGUUCAUGUUCCUUCAAACUAAAGCGACGUUUCCUCUGAGACGACAUUCAGGAAACAGAGAAGAAGAAACUUCACUGGUCAAACAAACGACAGGUCCUUUAAGUUCUGGUCCUUUUGAUGAAACCACAUGAUCUUCUUCUGCAGGUUUUAAUCACGUUCACACAACCUUCUCACCUGAUCACAGGUGUUCUCCAGGACGCUGUGACCUCACUGUGACCUCACUGUGACCUCACUGUGACCUCACUGCGACCUCACUGUGACCUCACUGCGACCUCACUGCGACCUCACUGUGACCACUGUGACCUCACUGCGACCUCACUGUGACCUCACUGCGACCUCACUGCGACCUCACUGUGACCUCACUGUGACCUCACUGACCUCACUGUGACCUCACUGUGACCUCACUGUGACCUCACUGUGACCUCACUGUGACCUCACUGCGACCUCACUGCGACCUCACUGCGACCUCACUGUGACCUCACUGUGACCUCACUGCGACGUCCCCCCUGGUUGAACGUUGAAGUGUUUUAUUUCCGUGUUUUCCUGAACGCGUCGUCAUGGUGAUCACGUUGCUUCUGUUUUUUCUUCAUUUAAAGUUUCACAGAGUAAAACAUUAAAACUGUUCAAACACAAAAUCAAUCUGAGCUUCAAACAUUUCCGUCCUGAAAGCUUUUAAAAUGAUUCAUGAAGUUCUCCUCUCGUUCUAAUGAAACUAAAACCAGAACUUUGAACUGUUUCAAACAUUUGACUCUUUAACAGUUUGUUCUGAAUAAGAACUUCAUUUAUGAGUUUAAGAAACUUUCUAAUAUUCUGAAUGAACUUUGACUUUCAGUUUUCAGACCGAGGAGUUCGUUUAAAAUAUAAAUAUGGAAAAGGACGGUUUGUCCCCUUUAAGAACACACACUCACACUCACACUCACACUCACACACACACACACACACACACACACACACACACACACACUCACAGACACACUCACACACUCACAGACACACUCACACAGACACACACUCACAGACACACACACACACACACACACACACAGACACACUCACAGACACACACACACACACACACUCACACAC
Anoplopoma fimbria (sablefish) is the source of this 5379-nucleotide messenger RNA. It is a transcript of the gene fhod1, whose product is annotated as formin homology 2 domain containing 1. Gene Ontology annotation, molecular function: actin filament binding. Gene Ontology annotation, biological process: actin filament network formation; cortical actin cytoskeleton organization. The record is from RefSeq and is a predicted model, not a curated record. NCBI's taxonomy places the organism in Eukaryota, Metazoa, Chordata, Actinopteri, Perciformes, Anoplopomatidae. Gene Ontology annotation, cellular component: cytoskeleton; cytoplasm.